AUGGCCGAGCCACCUCCAGUAGAGCUGCCUGGUCCAGUGCCAACGUCAACGAGACCGACCGGGUGCCUCAAAAAGCUGGACUGCCACACCUCCGCCGAGGCCAACAGGAUCGUGGCACGCAUCCACCGGAACAUGGGCCAUCCCAACAACAAGGAUCUGAGCACGGUGCUAGCACAGAGCGGCGCAAGCCACGUGCCCAAGUCCACUCUUCGGACCACCUACCGUUUCAACGAGCGCCUCCUCUCUGACACCAUCUGGUUGCAGGUGUCCGACAAGACCCUUCCGGUGAUCACCAUGAUGGACGCGGCCACUCGCUUCCUGGCCGCCCGGUAUGUGCACAAGGAAACCACCAGCGAGUUUGUUGUCGCUCUGCAGCGGGGAUGGAUACGUACCUUCGGCCCUCCGACAACUCUCUUUGUGGACAGCCACCGAGCAUGGGGAAGUGACGAAAUGAUGCACUUCACCACCGAGCACGGCAUCGAGCUGAUCAUCUCACCUGGCGAGGCUCACGAAAGACUGGCUCAGCUGGAAAGACGCCACCAGGUUCUUCGCAGAGCAGUGGAACUUUACCUGGAGGACAAUCCCCCCACGGCCAGCGGACCAGAGCCCCUCAUCGAGGCCCUCACCUUUGUGGUACCACAGCUCAACCAGAGCCUGUCUGUUGGUGGGUUCAGCCCAACGCAGUGGGUGCUUGGGUACCAGCCCACGGUCCCUGGCAGCCUGCUCGACUCCAACGUGAACUACAGCCACCUCGACCCGAGCGAGGCCUUUCACUUCAAGAUGCAGUGCCGUGUUCGGGCUGCCACAGCGGUGGUGAAAGCCGACAACGACCUUCGACUACGUCGCGCUCUACUACGACAACAUCGCGGUAAUCCUCCGCGCCUACUGGUUGGCCAGAGAUGCUUCUACUGGACAGAAGCAGCGGGGCCCGGCCCCAGGAUUCGAUGGAAAGGACCAGCCACUGUGGUGCUCGUCGAGUCCCAGCGGGGACACAACACACCGCCUACGGUGCACUGGCUGGUUCAUGGUACCGCCUUGAUCCGGGCCGCUCCUGAGCAUGUGCGCCCCGAUCUGGAGAAUGCGACCCUGGCUGCUGACACCCCUGCCCUCCACGAGCUGGUGAGGAAGGUUCAGAACCGCGGCACCACAGUCUACAUCGACCUCUUCCGGACCAACCGCAAGCGUCGACGAGAAGAUCUGGCGGACACCGACCAGGAGGGCACCGACAAUGAAGGGGAUGAACCCCCCGAUCAGCCUCCUCCGCCGCCACCGGGGCCGCAAAUUCCACUUCCAACUGGCAACGACCUGGAGCUCACCCCCACGCCGACACUCCCCAGCAUCCUGGACUCCGCCGAGCUGCCGUCCCCGGUGUCUACCACGCCCACCUUGCGUUCGCCUGGCGGCACUUUUCGUCCUCGUGGACCACCUCCCCCCCAGCCUCUUGCUGGUGGCCCACCAGCCGCUGCUACAGCUGCCCGCGAGGACGAUGACUUUGACGAGGCGGAGGACCCCGACAGUGAGGAAGGCGGAGUCGAUGAUCCGGACAUCGACCCGGACACAGACAACGAUGAGGGCGGAGACGGCGGGGGUGACACCACGAGUUCCACGACGGCUCCUUCUACAGCGGACAGACCCGGUACAUUCACCGGAGCGAGUACACCCACGCCGCCUUCCAAUGAGGAGACACCUUCCCCUGGGGAAGGAACUCAACAUCGACUACAUCCGAUCUUCGAGGGCAGCCCCGACGAGACCUUCAACCAGAAGCGAGCCCGGCUAGACCGAAGCGAAACCAUCAGCCAUGGUCCUCCACCACCCGAGCCGGAGGUGCACCCGACUUUCAAGUCAGUGCCCUUCGAGACCUUCCACCAGAGAAGAGCCCGUCUAGACCGGAGCGAAACCAUCAGCUAUGGUCCACAACCAUCCCGUCCUGGUGAUAGACCCCAGCCAUACCCAGAUCACGGUCCGACCACAGAACAUGGCUUCACAGUCGACGUCCUUGACGACUCUCGUACCGAGGACACCCAGGCCAGCUGUUUACCUGAGGGAUGGACUGCGGAUGAGCACGGCUAUAUGGUCCUGGACGACAUCUACGACACGUGGGAGAUCAAGGGCAACAACCUCAUCAGGCACCACUACGUGGCCAGGAACACUCUGUUCCACCCUCAGGAGACAGGUGACUGCCCUGUACCCGUGACGAUGCUCACCAAGGUCCGCAACUCCUAUCAAGGAAACCAUUGCCACCAAGACCGUUGGCGGAACUCCAAGAGUAGAGAGGGCAUCUGGUGGACUGGCCGCACCGUCUUCAAGAUUGCCAACAAGGACCGUCACCUGGCCCAGACCGCGUUCUACACCAGCUCCGGAGGAGCCCCAACCUACGGGGGACCCAAGGAGAAGAGACAGAAAGACGCCAAGUCGUUGAACGAACGCACCCUCAGCUUGUCAGACAGGGUGGCGUUCAUUGAUGCAAAAAGAAAAGAAUUGGGAUCGUUUUUCACGAAUUGCGUCUGGGAGUUUGGGACGGAAUCGGACGCGCCCCCUGGGCGCACUCUGAAGGCCCACUUCAUCCUGAAGUGGUCCAAGAACCCGGAUGGAACGCCAAGGGCCAAGGCUCGACUCAUCAUCCAGGGCUUCCGGGAUCCUGAUGCCCUGGCUGGAUUGGUGGACUCUACAUCACCCACCUUGUCCAGAUUGGGCCGCACCACCCUCUUCAGCCUCACCACCCUGAAGCAAUGGUCGACCUUUGUGGCGGAUGUCUCUACGGCAUUCCUACAAGGACGGGAACACGCACCGUCGAGAACCCUGUGGGUCAGACUACCUGCUGACGCUCGCCAGCUGUUGGGAAUCACCGAUCCCAAGGUGUGCAUGCGACUGCGUCAACCCAUGUACGGCCUCUGCGACGCUCCCCGAGCGUGGUAUGAUGAAGCCUCUCGGAGGUUGGGGCAGGCCGGGUUCACCAAGCAUCCGCUCGAUGCUUGUCUUUUCUUAUACUUCGCCCCGGACCUGCGAUGCGCAGUCGGCCUUCAUGUGGACGAUUUGCUCGGAACUACUUCCCCCGAGAACAAGGACGCCAUUAAGAAGAGUCUCAUGGAGUUGUUCUCGUUUCGGGACUACCUCGGGGACCAGGAUGUCUUCGAGUUUCUCGGGGUGAGUGCGAAGAAGGAGGCCCAUGGAGGCCACAGCUGCGGCCACGCAGACUACCUGGCCAAGCUCAAGCCGAUCACCCUGGACAAGGGCCGCCUCUCAGACCCCGACAGCCCGGCGACUGACAAGGAGAAGACACAGCUACGAGCUUUGCUGGGUGCAUUGCAGUGGGCUGCCACCCAGACUUCCCCUCACCUACAGGCGAUGACGUCAAUGCUGGCGGGUGAAGUGCCGAAGGCGAAGGUUUCUACGAUCCUCUCGGCGAACAAGGUCCUGCGUUUUGCCAAGGCCAACAGUGACGUGAAGCUACAGUACGCCCCACUUGGGGCCACUGUCGAGGACAUCACCUUUGUGGCCUACUCGGACGCCGCCUUCGCAUGCCGAGCAGACCUCUCCAGCCAAGGAGGAUAUAUGAUCUGCUUGUCGCCGAAGGAAGUCUUGGCGGGGACCGUGUGUGGCUACCACCUCCUGGAUUGGAGGUCCUUCAAGCUGCCCAGGUUGCCAGGUCAACGCUGGCGGCGGAAGGCCAUGCUGGACCCCCAGUUCAGGAUCAGUGAAGUCCAGCCCGAGACCUACCGCUGGAUCUCACCAUGCGCCCUCAUUGUGGACGCCAAGUGCCUGUACGACCUCCUGCACCGCGAAGAGCUCUAUGUCUCAUCGGCGGCAGACAAGCGGACCUGCCUGGAAGCCCUCACGACGAGGGACAAGCUCCGGGAGAUUGGGGGUGAGGCCCGAUGGGUUUCCUCAGAGAGACAGUAUGCGGACGGCCUCACCAAGGACACGGCAACCCAACUACUGGCGGACCGAUUGAGGACGCAUAUGCACAAGAUCGUGGCGGACGACAUUUACCAGGCAUCGAGGAAGAAAACGGCGGCAGAUCGCCAUAAGAGUGCGCAGCAGUUUGCGCAGCCCAAGGUUGCCCCAGGCAACCGUGCAGCCGCACCUGCCGCUGCCUUUGUGGUUUUCUUCGCCCAGGUUCUACCCAGUGGAGCUGCCCGGGCCGAGGUGUCGACCGAACUCACGGUGCAUCCUGGGUUCCACCUGGACCCCUACCUUGAGGCAGGCUACUACGUGUUCUUCCCGCUCCUCCUGCUCCUGCUGGUGGUCUACCUGCACCCGACCGAGCAGAUACAACGGCUGAUAACGUGCUUCAGGCCUACGCCGGUACGGGUCACCCACCAAGCGGUGCAGACCGACGACCUGCCGGACACCCGCUCCUCGACUACCACACAGACACGAUCCACUUCCACCCCUACGACGAUCGCCCGGUGGUGCCAGACCGACACGGCUAUGUACUAUAGCCCAGUCCAAACGGCCGAGGGCCUAGCACUGGACUUGCAGCUGGUAAGAGGAUAUAACCAGCGCCUCACUGCCGCUGUACACAGCAGCGCAUGCUGGACUAUCACACCGAGUACCGCCUGUGCUACCACCACAUUGGGGACCUAUUCGUCACGCCCCACGGACGAGCAUGGCACUGCAAUGAGGAUUGUGCCCGCAGCCGGACUUCCAACCAAGUUCGGACCCUCACACCGUGCGCGUACUGCACGAAUGCCUGGGUACCGAUUCCCGACCGGCUGCGAGCGAACCCACACUUUGAGGCGGCUCAUGAAGGACGAGCUCCACGGCCUCGACCACAACUACCCGUUUUGCUUCAAAGCCCGGCUGCUGGCCACAAUCAAGGAAGACUUCCAAGACUAUCAAAACGAAAGAUUACUCCUGUAG
Symbiodinium necroappetens is the source of this 4863-nucleotide messenger RNA. The record is from the annotation of a GenBank genome assembly. Lineage: Eukaryota; Dinophyceae; Suessiales; Symbiodiniaceae.